Molecule: messenger RNA, 993 nt
Organism: Actinia tenebrosa (Australian red waratah sea anemone)
Lineage: Eukaryota; Metazoa; Cnidaria; Anthozoa; Actiniaria; Actiniidae
Product: calpain-9
Biological process (GO): proteolysis
Cellular component (GO): cytoplasm
Molecular function (GO): calcium ion binding; calcium-dependent cysteine-type endopeptidase activity
Source: RefSeq, a predicted model, not a curated record
AUGGAUACUACUCAAGCAAAGCAUCUUAUUCUCGAGAGAAUGACACGUGGUCUGAAAUGGCAAAAACAUUACGCCCAAGGUAAAGAAGUCUAUUCCAAGCGGAACGAGUUCGUGACCAGACUUGGUUAAACAAUGAAUAUAAAAUGAACUUGUUUGGCUGACUUAACUCAGAUUUCUAGACGGAUCGAUCUGGUGCCCUGGGUUAUAACGAAUUUCGUGCUUUAAGAAUACUUUUGUUCAAAUGGGAGGUAACUAUAUCCAAGAAUCUUUCGUUUUAUCAAUCUAGAAUAUUUUGAGAUGGACCUACUGCUCACUCACUCUUUCCACGUGCCGUUCCCUUGAAUCUAAUCGACAUUUAUUUAUCUCCUCAAGCGGUACGUACCGAUCGGUGACAUAACACAUAAUACUCGAGGGAAUAGACUUGGAGGGGAUGUCUGUACUUAAUAAAUUUAUUCUAUAAAAAAAAUGGCAUUUUUUCAAGAAUUCUAAAUAUCUACAGAAACAGUUUCAUACGUAUGACAGAGAUGACAGCGGAGAUAUGAAUUUCUUUGAGCUUCGUAACGCUUUGAAAGGCCUUGGGUAUCAGUUGAGCAACGCAGCUCUCAGUUCUGUAGUUCUUCGCUACCACAACAAGAAGGGAACGAUCUCGUUCGACACCUUCAUACAAAUAGUAGUACGAGUAAUUGUUAUGUUUGACACGUUUCAAAAGAACAGCACAGAUUCCAGGUCCCCCAAGAAAGCAACUUUCACAUUGGAUCAGUUUAUCGAUGCAACACUGACAGUAUGACGUAGUGUUCACGUGAUACCUGCAUGGAUCGGUCGCUAUAGCAACAAGAAUAGGUCCGGGAUGGAAAAUAUGACAGAUAACAGAAGAUGACAAGUUCUAUGUAAAUCAAGUGUUGGUUAUUUUUGGGAAAUAUGCAUUUCAAUUAAUCUGUGAUUUAAAGGAUUUUGUUAUAUCUGUGAAAUCUUUUUGGUUGAGAAUUUAUUGAA